UUUCAGUUUAAAAAGUAGAAAAAGACAAGAUUUUUGAUAUAGGGUCUGUGUGAAGUCAACUGCUAUUACAUUAAUGGAAGAAAGACAAAAGAAUGUGAGUUUGGUUUUGGCAGUUAAUGGAGAGAGGUUUGAGUUGCCAUGUGUUGAUCCUUCUACAACUCUGCUUCAGUUCUUGCGCUCUGAGACUUGUUUCAAGAGUCCCAAGCUUGGUUGUGGAGAAGGUGGUUGUGGGGCUUGUGUUGUUCUGGUGUCGAAGUAUGAUCCCAAUCUGAAAAAGGUCGAAGAUUUUAGCGUGAGUUCAUGCCUUAUACUUCUUUGCAGUUUAAAUGGUUGUUCAAUUACGACAAGUGAAGGCCUUGGGAACACCAGAGAUGGUUUUCACUCUAUUCAUGAAAGGUUUGCCGGUUUCCAUGCUUCUCAAUGCGGCUUCUGCACUCCUGGCAUGUGUAUGUCAUUUUUUUCAGCUCUCGUCAAUGCCGAUAAAGGAAACAAACCCGAUCCUCCACCAGGAUUCUCUAAGCUUACUUCAUCUGAAGCUGUAAAGGCCAUAGCAGGGAACCUUUGUCGAUGCACUGGAUACCGGCCUAUUGCUGAUGCCUGCAAGAGUUUUGCUUCUGACGUUGAUAUCGAGGAUUUGGGGUUCAAUUCUUUUUGGAAAAAAGGAGAUUCCAAGGAAGUGAAAGUAAGUAAGUUACCUCCCUAUGAUCCAACCAAGAAUUUCAGUACGUAUCCCGAGUUCUUGAAAAGUGAAUCUGCCACGAAUUCGGAAUCCUCAAGGAGGUACCCUUGGUACAGUCCUGUUUCCAUUGAGGAGCUACGGAGCUUGUUGAACUCCAAUGUGACGGAAAAUGGUGCAAGCUUCAAACUUAUCGUUGGAAAUACCGGCACAGGUUAUUAUAAGGAAACUCAGCGAUAUGAUCAUUACAUUGAUCUCAGGUACAUUCCUGAACCCUCAAUCAUCAAAAGAGAUCAGACUGGCAUUGAAGUUGGAGCAGCUGUGACUAUCUCUAAACUGAUUUCAUUCUUGAAAGAGGAAAACAAAGUCAAUUUGGGUUCAUACGGGACGUUGGUGUCCCAAAAACUAGCUAACCACAUGGAGAAGAUUGCUUCACCAUUUGUUAGAAACUCAGCUAGUGUGGGAGGAAAUUUGGUUAUGGCACAGAAGAAUGGUUUUCCUUCAGAUAUUGCUACAUUAUUUCUUGGACUUUGUGCUACUGUUAGCUUAAUGACCAGUCAUGGAGUUGAAAAGCUCACAUGGGAGGAGUUAUUAUCAAGACCACCGCUAGACUCAAGGACUGUGCUUCUAAGUGUUUGUAUCCCAUUUAAGCAAGAUCAAAGUUCUUUACAAAUUCAUUCUAAAGUUUUGUUUGAAACCUUUCGAACUGCUCCACGACCUCAUGGGAGUGCAUUGGCAUAUAUAAAUGCCGCUUUCCAGGCUGAUGUUUCUCUCUGCCAGAAGGGCCUCUUGAUAAACAAUAUACAGUUGGCGUUUGGUGCUUAUGGCACAAAACAUGCAACAAGGGCUAAAAAGGUAGAGGAAUAUCUAACCAGGAAGAUAUUAAAUAUACAUGUUUUAUAUGAAGCACUUAAAUUAGUCAAAGUAGAAGUGGUACCGGAAGAUGGCACUUUACACCCCGAGUACAGAUCAAGCUUGGCUGUCAGUUAUGUUUACGAGUUUCUUCAUCCCUUCACUGAUGUUCAUUCUGCUAUUUCUGGUGGUUUACUCAAUGGAAUUAGUGACAUCUCUGUUGAGCAACUUUCCAAAAGUUGUAAUGAUGGUUGCAUUAGUCAGGGGAGAGAACAAACACUACUGUCUUCUGCAAAGCAAGUCGUGGAAUUAAGCACCGAGUACUAUCCAGUAGGUGAACCGAUGAAGAAGGUUGGAGCUGCCAUGCAAGCUUCUGGUGAAGCUGUUUAUGUAGAUGACAUUCCUUCACCACCAAAUUGCCUGCAUGGAGCAUUUAUCUAUAGUACAAAACCAUUAGCAGGUGUAAAGGGAAUCCAGCUUGAGUCAAAUCGAUCAACAGAUGGAGUCACCACCAUUAUUACUUUUAAAGAUAUUCCAAGUGGAGGGGAAAAUGUAGGAGUUAUUACAAUGUCUGAUCCCGAGCCCUUAUUUGCAGAUGAUCUCGCCCGAUGCGCUGGUGACAGAAUUGCUCUUGUGAUUGCUGACAGUCAGAGGUCUGCUGAUGUGGCUGCAAGAACAGCCCUCGUUGAAUAUGACACUGAAAAUAUAUAUUCUCCCAUUUUAACCGUUGAGGAAGCUGUUGAGAAAUCUAGCUUUUUCCAAAUCCCGCCAUAUAUGAAUCCAAAACAAGUUGGUGAUUUCUCAAAAGGAAUGUCUGAAGCAGAUCAUAAGAUUCUCUCUGCUGAGAUAAGACUCGGUUCGGAGUACUAUUUUUAUAUGGAGACACAGACUGCCCUUGCAAUUCCAGAUGAAGACAACUGCAUGGUUGUUUAUACUUCAAGUCAGUGCCCUGAGAACAUGCAACAUGUUAUUGCCAGUUGUCUUGGUGUUCCCGAACACAAUAUCCGUGUAAUUACAAGAAGGGUUGGAGGUGGCUUUGGGGGCAAGGGAGUUAGAUCAAUGCCUGUUUCCACAGCCUGUGCACUAGCAGCAUACAAGUUAAGACGACCAGUCAGGAUAUGCGUCAACCGGAACAGUGACAUGAUAAUGACAGGAGGACGACAUCCGAUGAAAGUAACAUACAGUGUAGGAUUCAAAUCGAGCGGAAAGAUCACAGCAUUACAUCUUGAUAUAUUGAUGAAUGCCGGGAUCACAGAAGAUAUAAGCCCACUCUUACCAUCAAAUGUGAUUAAAGCACUAAAAAAAUAUGAUUGGGGUGCCUUAUCUUUCAAUGUUAAACUGUGCAAGACAAAUCUUACCAGCAAAUCAGCUAUGCGGGCCCCUGGGGAGGUGCAAGGAUCUUAUAUAGCUGAAGCUAUAAUCGAGCACGUAGCAAGUUUACUCUCGAUGGAGGUGGACUCAGUCAGAAACAAAAAUUUCCAUACAUUUGAAAGCCUUAAUUUAUUCUAUAAUAACAUUGUAGCAGUAGGAGAAUAUACAUUGCCUAGUAUCAUGGAUAAGUUGGCAGUGUCGUCGAGCUUUUUCCAACGAAGCAAGAUGAUAGAACAAUUCAACCAGAAUAACACAUGGAAGAAAAGGGGUAUUUCUCGAGUUCCAAUUGUGUAUGAAGUUAUGCAACGACCAACCUCAGGAAAAGUCAGUAUUCUGCAAGAUGGAUCGAUCGUAGUAGAGGUAGGAGGGAUUGAAAUUGGCCAAGGGCUAUGGACAAAGGUUAAACAGAUGACUGCCUAUGCACUUGGCUUAAUUGAUAGUAGUUGGGCCGAAGACCUCAUGGAGAAAGUUCGAGUCAUACAAGCAGACACCUUGAGCUUAGUGCAGGCCGGGUUUACAGCUGGAAGCACUACAUCGGAAACAAGCUGUGAAGCUGUUAGACUUUGCUGUGAUACAUUGGUUGAAAGACUGACCCCUUUGAAGAAACAGCUGCAGGAACAAAAUGGCUCUGUUGAUUGGCCAAUGCUGAUUCGCCAGGCACAAGCGCAAUCAGUAAGCUUAGCAGCAAAUUCCUAUUAUGUACCAGAAUCCGGUUCCAUGAGUUAUUUGAACUUUGGCGCUGCUGUCAGUGAGGUGGAGAUUAAUAUUCUGACUGGAGAGACUGCCAUUUUGCAGUCGGAUAUCAUUUACGACUGCGGGCAGAGCUUGAAUCCAGCCGUUGAUUUGGGACAGAUUGAAGGGGCUUUUGUACAUGGAAUCGGAUUUUUCAUGCACGAAGAAUAUCUUACAAACAAAGACGGGUUAAUGGUCUCGAAUAGCACUUGGACAUACAAGAUCCCAACUAUUGACACCAUACCUCAGAAUUUCAAUGUUCAUGUGGUAAACAGUGGACAUCACGAAAAACGUGUUCUCUCGUCUAAAGCAUCUGGUGAACCGCCGUUGCUUCUGGCAGCUUCAGUCCACUGUGCAGCAAGAGCAGCCGUUAAAGCAGCACGUGAACAGCUCAAACUAUGGGGCAAGCUUGAUGGGUCUGUUUCAGAAUUCUAUCUGGACGUCCCCGCCAUAUUACCCGUUGUGAAGACACAGUGUGGCCUAGAUUAUGUGGAGAAAUAUUUGGAAAGUUUGCUGGCUCAGAAAUCUAACUAAAAGUGCUUCAACAUGCAUCUCAGAAUGAUACUGAACUAUGUUGCUCGGACUCUUCAACAUGUUGCAUCAGCUGUGUCGGUUCCUCAAAAAAUACACUAUUUUUGGAUGACCUGACAUACACUUGGGGGUAUUUUUGAAAAGUCCGAGGAACAUAGACACUGAAUACUUUGUUUUUAUGUAUAUCUUGAAGAAUUUGAACUGUUCUUUUUAUUGAAAAUCUGUGAUUUAAAGUUU
This is a messenger RNA of Solanum verrucosum, 4399 nucleotides long. Its product is annotated as abscisic-aldehyde oxidase-like. Lineage: Eukaryota; Viridiplantae; Streptophyta; Magnoliopsida; Solanales; Solanaceae. Gene Ontology annotation, molecular function: oxidoreductase activity; 2 iron, 2 sulfur cluster binding; FAD binding. The transcript has 10 exons. The record is from RefSeq and is a predicted model, not a curated record. Bases 74 to 4165 code for a protein of 1363 amino acids.